Molecule: messenger RNA, 4096 nt
Organism: Sycon ciliatum
Lineage: Eukaryota; Metazoa; Porifera; Calcarea; Leucosolenida; Sycettidae
Product: importin-11-like
Exons: 37
Coding region: 312-3341 (1009 amino acids)
Biological process (GO): protein import into nucleus
Cellular component (GO): cytosol; nuclear envelope
Molecular function (GO): small GTPase binding
Source: RefSeq, a predicted model, not a curated record
AACAGACAGAUUGUUCACAUAAUUCAUGUUGUUAUCGAUAUAGCCUCAACAAGGCAAUUGUGCCCUUACCUGCAAACAGAAUUCUGCGAAAGUAGAACUGUCGUAGUGCUUGUCUGCGCUGUGUAUCCCUUCCUAGCUGUCUCAUGUCAAUUUGUUGACCUUUUUUUCACAUUUAGGACAUUUGUAGGCCGGACGGUUUCUGACUGUGUCAAGUUAUACACUUCCCAUAAUGUGCCCAUGUAAAUGUAGUUAGUUACCGGUGCUUCCUUUUCUCGUGAUAGGACUCUUCUCCAUCAGAUUUAAUUGCUGGCAUGGACGCUGUACUGAUCACAUUGGCCCAGGCCACCAGCCAGAAUCCUGAUGAGCUAAAACCAGCUGAGCAGCAGCUGAAUGCUUGGGAGUCUGAGUUGCCUGGAUUUUACACAAUACUAUGGGCCGUGUUCAAGAACCGUGAUGUCGCGGUCAACGUCAGGUGGAUGGCCAUUCUCUACCUGAAGAACGGCAUUGAUCGGCGCUGGAGGCAACGGGUGGUGUUUCAAGAAGGAGAUGGCAUCAACAACGUGUCCAUUACACCGGAGGAGAAGGACAAGCUGCGUGAUGAGAUGCUGACUAUGUUUGAUGAGCCUGUGAACACGCUUGCAGUGCAGCUGGCUGUGCUGAUUGCCAAGGUGUUUCGUCUGGAUACUCCCAAACAAUGGCCGCAACUUCUGCCGCAUCUUAUCCAGCUCGUAAAAGGCUCAUCAGGCUUAAUCCUGCACCGGUCCAUCAUGACACUGAAGCACGUCAUUAAGUCCAUGGCGUCUUGGAGGCUUCGGUCCCACCGUGAUCUCUUUGAGACUAUUGCUGGUGAGCUGUUCCCGUUUGCUCUGGGGCUGUGGUCUCAGCAAGUAAACUUGUUUGUAUCAGCAUUACAAUCUACAACAGCACAACAAUCAGUAACUAACGGGGUUGAAGACAACUGUGCGUCUUCUCUGGAACUUGGCACACUGUCCCUAAGAAUGUUGCGACAGUUUGCUGUGCAUGCAUUUGCCAACUUCGGUGAUGUCCAAGCAAUGCCGGAAUUCAUGCAGCGGCUGCUCACGACGAUCGACCAACUACUAGCAGCGCGUGCACAUCUGGGUGAAGCACAUCCUCUGACCGAAGCUGUAGAGAAACAGUGCAUACUAUGCACCAAGGUGCUGCUUGAUCUACUGACGAACAAGCCCCUGGAGAUCCUUCCCUACCUGAAGGAUAUUGUUGAGUUCUUCUGUGUCAAGUACUUGUUUGCGGAAAAUGUGGAAGUGUUACUAUUUGAGAGGUUUAUAGUGCAAGGCCUGAACUUCAUGAAGGGUAUGCUGCUCUGCAGUGACUACACACCGAAAGUCAACAAGGACACACAUGUGCCAUCACCUAACCAAGAUUCUCGAAUUGUUAAAGGAUAUGAGAUAAAGAUGAUGUUCUUUACGUCUGAAGUCUCGGCAAAUAUUGUGCGUCAACUUGUCACCAGAUUCUUCCCGCUUAGACAAUCUGAGAUUGACAGCUGGGAAGAUGACCCGGAGGGUUUUGCUGAUGAAGAAGCUGGCGAGUCUUGGAAGUUUGCUCUGAGACCUUGCGUGGAGACAGCAUUUGCGACUUUGAUGUCAAUGUUCAGUAUCAACCUGGCACCUAUAGUGGCUUCAAUGGUUCCCAGUGUUCAAGACUUGGACAUUCAUGAUCAUAAUGCUGUCAAGAUUCGAGAAGCAGUGUACAGUGCGGUAGGCCUGGCAGUGUCUGAACUGUACGAUGAGAUCAACUUUGCUGAAUGGUUUGAGCAGCGCUUGCAACACGAACUGCUGCAGAGCACAUCGAAAUACCUCCGGCGGAGAAUUAUCUGGCUGAUAGGUCAAUGGGCAGAUGUGAACGUCAGUCAACAGCUCAGACCUACCAUUUAUCCUCAUCUAAUGCAGCGCCUGUCAGCAGAUGAAGACCUUGUUGUCCGCUUGGAAGCUGCUGCAACACUUCGCAAAGUUGUGGAUGGAUAUCAGUUUGAAACUGAAGACUUCCUCCCCUUCUUGGAGAACUCAUCAGGUUUGCUGUUCAAGCUGCUUACAGAUGUUAGCGAGUGUGAAACCAAGAUGCUGGUCCUAUUUGUCUUCAGUGUGAUCAUUCAACGUGCUGGUGGUGAAGUGAAGCCCUAUGCCGGUGGAUUGAUCCAGUACUUGCCCAGACUAUGGGAGGAAUCAGUGGAUCAUGACAUGCUGCGUUGCUCCAUUGUUACUGUGCUGUCUCGAAUCGUUCGAGCAUUGGGCUCCAUGUCUACUAGCUUGUACGCAUUACUCAUGCCAAUCAUUGCACACUGUACUGAUCUUAGCCAGCCGGCACAUAUCUACUUACUUGAGGAUGGUCUGGAACUGUGGCACUUGACACUGUGUUGUGCACCUCAGUGUACUGUGGAACUGCUCAACUUAUUCAAUGUUUGGCAUGAUCUUCUUGACCUGAGAGAGCAUUUGAAUUUUUGCCUAAUGCUCCUGGACUCCUACUUGAGACUUGACGCAGCUACAUUUCUUCAGACGUAUGGUGCAGCGCUUGUUGACACCAUUCACGGUCUGCUGAAUGAUGUCAGACCCGAAGCAGCAGUUCUUGUGUUCCGAAGAAUACAUUCAGUGUUCCGGAUUGCUCCGGUAGAGGCAUCGAGACUCUUCAAGCCUCUCGUCUUCGACGUUCUGUCCUGCUUGCUGCGUAAGCAUGGGGAGAACAGUGAAGGUGGUCAGCAAGCUGUGACGGGCAUUCAACUUUAUGAACUUACCUAUGACGGUGACUACAUGCCUCUACUAACGCAGUAUAUAGCGUUACUGGCACGCGUGCUUCUGCAGAAUGUAGAAACGUUUGUAGAGGUACUUGGCCACUAUGGUCAGCAGAGGAACAUAAGUGUUGACGCUGUAUUGAUGUCACUGCUUGAUGUCUGGCUUGAAAAGUUUGACGCAAUGCCGGAAGUGGAGUCUCGCAAGCUCACAGCGCUGGCACUCAGCUACUUGCUUCCCAAGUUCAACUGGCCAGCGGAGCAGUUUGGAGUGAUCAUCGAUGCGAUUGUCGAUGUCCUGCAUCAAGUACACCGCUGUGAUGAGGACGGUGUUGUAACAGACAAACUUGUCUAUUCAGCCGAGCUAUGCGAGAUAGAGUCUGAUGAUGACGAUACGGAAGAGGACAAACGAAUUCGGAGAUUGCGCCUAUGCGAUCCCGUGCAUACCCAGUCACUGCGGGAUUGCACUCGCCAACAUCUGCAGCAGAUCCAGCACACACAGGGUGCACAGAUUACUGAGCAACUGAUGAUCUCACUAGAUGUAGAUGUUGGCCAACAGCUCAAAGCUUUUCUAGAGGCUUGAACGGAGGAGACUUGAUUGCCUCAACACUGAACACUCUCUUUCUCAUCUCACCUAUGAAGGUAGUGGUGGCUGUGGGAGGGGAGCAUUGCGCAUCUCCUAUUGGGUUGCGAUGGCUUUCUGCUGUUACUGCACAAAGUAUUAAUCUGUACAUAGGCACUAUCACCAGCACCAUCAGCAGCAGCAGAAGCAAGUGCAGUAGCAGCUCAUGUUGUAAAUAGUCUUGUGUACAUACAUGUACAUUUAGUACAAUGUGCAUGCAUGUUGUACAGAUGCCUUUCUCUGAACUGUCUAUAUUUAGACCUCUCUGCCUUUCUGUCUCUCUGCUUCUCUUCUCUGUCGCUGUCCCUCUCCUCAGAGAUCUGUCCGUCUGUCUCAUACAACGGUAGAUAGCCAAACGCCUCUUGCCUGUCUGUCUGUCUGUCUGUAUGCAUGUCUCUCUCACUCUUUUCGUUAAAAAGAGUAGUUUACGUCUGUCUCACGCAACAGUAGAUAGCCGAACCAGUUCGUUUCUCUGUCUGUCUAUCUGUCUGUCUGUCUGUUUGCCUCUUCCCCUCUCUUUUUGUGAUAAGAGUAUUUUUAUGGUCUUGAUACCUUCACAUACUUUGUUUUUAUCUCGUUGAGGCAUGUCAGCAUGUUUCAAUUGCUUUGUUUACAUUUUAAAAGGAUGUGAUGUGCAUUCUGCUGUGAGUACUGUGCAGUGGCCAAGUGACAAAUUCAGCUUCUGACUUGCUCAAGUUUGAGGAAUGAUACCCUUC